AUGUCGACCAAAGUUGCCAUCAUCGGCGACAUUGACGGCCAACUUUCCGUAGUCCUMGGGAAAUUGGCCAAACUCCAGGCCAAGCAAUCAUUCGCCUUUGCAAUCAUUGCCGGAAAUCUCUUUGCUGAGCCAGACCGAUCGACUGACGCAGAUGCGGAAGACUUGCACAACUUGCUCGAGGGCAAAAUCGAGGUCCCACUACCGACAUACUUUGCCCUUGGAAAGAGACCUCUCCCCGAAGCAGUCGUCGAGAAACUAAAGUCUAGUGACGGUGAGCUCUGCUCCAACCUUUCCAUUCUCGGACGCAAUGUUUCCAUCAAAACCUCGGAAGGUGUGCGGGUCGUUGCCAUUGGUGGCGCACACACCGGCCAAGUUGACGAGGCCCUCGCCGAGUACGCACCAUUCCACGACGACAAGGACAUCGCUCGCGCCAAAGAAUACAAGGAUACCGACAUUCUUAUCACGGCCGACUGGCCCGAGGGCGUGCGUAUUGGAYCCAGAGCAGCCACCACUUACGCGGAUGGUGAAGCCCCGGCAGGAGAUCGUAGCAUUGCCGAUCUCUGUGCAGCCCUGAAACCACGCUUCCACUUCUCCACAUCUUCUGCCCGCUUUGAGCGUGAACCAUUCUUCCACCCCGGCGACGCACCUCUCCCAGUCACUCGCUUCCUCAGUCUUCCCCCCUACGGCAAUCCACACAAAGAAAAGUGGAUUUAUGGCUUCAAUCUUGUUCCAUCCGCUCCACCACCGCAGGAUCUCCCAUCAGGCUGCACAGGAUCCCCAUUAACCCAACUCAAGAAACGUAAGCUCCCUUCCCAGGAGAGCAGCUACAGCGGAUUUCGCUUUGCUCAGGACGUCCCCGUCAAUGGAUCAGGGGACCGUUACCGUCCAGGCGGCCACAACAACAAGCGCCGCGCAACCGCGACUCCCAGCAAGUGCUAUUUCUGUCUAUCGGGCGAGGACGUCGCCACGCACAUGAUCUGCUCAAUUGGCAACGAUGCAUACAUUACAACCUCCAAAGGUCCUUUGACUAUGGGGUCGAGCUUCCCCGACCUCGCAAUGCACUCCCACCUUCUCAUCAUUCCCGUGUGCCACAUGCCGACCUUCCACGCUAUGGGAAGCGUUGCGMAAGAUACUCUGACUGAAAUGAAUCGUUAUCGGGAGGCUUUACACACGAUGAUCAGUGCUAAAUCUUCUGCUGGCGCUGAGGGGAAGGCGAACUUGGGAGCCGUGACGUACGAAAUUUCACGUGCCAGUGGCGUGCAUCUGCAAUGGCAGUUCCUUCCCGUUCCCGUCGAAAUGGUUCAGAAGGGAAUGGUUGAGGCUGCGUUUGAUGUCGAGGCCGAGAAUUUCGGCUACGGAAAUUUUGCGAAAGACGAAGCGGGGAUCCAAGAGGCAGAGGAUGGUGACUAUUUCAAGGUCAUGAUCUGGAGCGAGGCGGGCGACAAGGUCAUGGUUCUGCCACUGAAGGAAGGUAUGCGAUUUGACUUGCAAUUUGGCCGAGGAGUUCUUGGUAAGCUGCUGGGGUUGGAGAAGAGGAGACAUUGGAAGGAUUGCGCGCAGACGAUUCAGGAGGAAGAAGCUGAUGCUGCGGCGUUCAAGGUCAUGUUUGAGGAUUAUGACUUCACAACUGAGCCGGACUAUAUGAARUCAUGA
Molecule: messenger RNA, 1653 nt
Organism: Ramularia collo-cygni
Lineage: Eukaryota; Fungi; Ascomycota; Dothideomycetes; Mycosphaerellales; Mycosphaerellaceae
Product: related to meiotically up-regulated gene 161 protein
Exons: 2
Coding region: 1-1653 (550 amino acids)
Biological process (GO): mRNA splicing, via spliceosome
Cellular component (GO): post-mRNA release spliceosomal complex
Molecular function (GO): RNA lariat debranching enzyme activator activity
Source: RefSeq, a predicted model, not a curated record